Molecule: messenger RNA, 1245 nt
Organism: Penicillium coprophilum
Lineage: Eukaryota; Fungi; Ascomycota; Eurotiomycetes; Eurotiales; Aspergillaceae
Product: fungal specific transcription factor domain-containing protein
Exons: 1
Coding region: 1-1245 (414 amino acids)
Source: RefSeq, a predicted model, not a curated record
AUGGUGCAGGCACUCUACAACUCACAUUUCCUCAGCAAUCUCUCUGUAUACUCCGUUCAAGCAAUUGUCAUAUCGACCGAGGUUGCUCAUAAUCUUGGAUUGAGUCAACUGAACGCGACUUUAUUCAAUGCUGCAGUUCGCAUUGCUGAAUGCCUUGGGAUCCACAAGAUUCAAGAUCAAUCAACAAAGAUUGCCCAAAACAAAGAUGAGUGGGAUGAGAAGGUGGAGCGAGAGGUCGGAAAGAGGGUAUGGUGCCAAAUGAUCAUACAGGACCAUUUUGCCAUUCCCUUUACCGAUACCUACAGUAUCUCUCCGAUGCAUUUCUCGACCGGUCGCCCCAUGAACGCAGAUGACUAUGACCUGACGGAUAUGCCCAUCACAACCCCCACCAUUAGCACUUACAUUCGUGUGCUCGUGAAUUUGGCAGAAUUGAUGCCUGGUCUAGUUGACGGGCUUGGUCCAAUGAAAUUCAGAAAGCCUAUGCGACAGCAAUACGAACAUAUUUUGGAGAUAGAUCAGAAAAUGAGAGGCAUCGUGAAAAACAUACCACCUUUCUUUCUGCGUGGAGAUAAAACAAAGGAAGCACAAAUUCCAUGGCUUGCGAUCGCUAGACGGAGUCUGGCUAUCACUGCGGCCGAAAAGAUUAUCAUGAUCCAUCGGCCAUUUCUCUUCCGCUCUUUCAAUGACCCUACAUAUAUCUAUUCUAGACGAACCUGUGUUGCGGCUGCAAUGACAAUUUUGCGUGAGCACGAGGUAAUCGUAAGAGAAGGGGAUAUCUCAAUAUGGACUCAUACUGCUUUUGCGAUUACCGCUGCAGUCAUCAUGUGCUUUGAGGUUAAUGCAACUGCAGAGAAUCAAGCCAAUAUUGCGCAAAGUCACAAGGAUGCAAUAGUCGCGGCUCGCGCCCGCCUUGCCGAUCGAAUUAAUGAUGUGCUUGCUCAGCGUGGUGUGGCGUUAAUCGAUGCGAUCUUUACUUCCGAUACAGCCUCGGGCAAUCCAGGACUUGGAAACAGAACGAUUGAUUUUGGCCAAAUUCUGGCCAAGUUCUCGACUUUUACCAGAAUGAAUCUAGGCCCUGAAACCCCUGACACAUCUGUUAGCAGAUUUUCGAACUCCGACCCUCAAGAUGUGAUCGGUGCCCAUUUUACCGAAAUGCAGCCGGCUUGGGAUACAGCGGAAGAUAUCGAUUUCGAUGCAUGGUUCAACGGAACUUUCCACACUCUACAUGAUCCUCUUCAGUUCUGA